Molecule: messenger RNA, 2824 nt
Organism: Mycena citricolor
Lineage: Eukaryota; Fungi; Basidiomycota; Agaricomycetes; Agaricales; Mycenaceae
Source: the annotation of a GenBank genome assembly
UCCUCAGCUCACUCGUGCGCUUUCUUUCUGACAAUAGAAUGUGGACGGUGCGCCGGACGAUGAUAUUGUCUCGCAGCAAAGGUAUGCUCUCCCCACACGCGCUUGCUGUACUGUCCCUGCGACCUUUGACCUGAACACCAGUGAAGGGAAUGGAUGUGGAAGUGCAGCACAGAAGAUGCACUCCGCGGCGUUCGUAUGGAAGGCUGUUGGGCUUGGAAGUUGGGGGGCGUCAGGGCAUCGGGUGUCAUUGCCGCGUUGUGGAUGUCAGAUCUAGGAUCUUGGAAAGUUCGCAUCUAUGCAUGUGCACAUUCCUGCACAUUCUCAGGUUGACAUUGUUGGAAAGCCAUAUAUCUUCGUUGGAGUGCUCCGUUCUGGGCGGAUGAGGGGAUGAAAAAUGUCCCUGACAAGAUAAAAACCAAGCCAAGGACUCAAUAGCGUCACAUUGUGACUAUCUGAUGCACUUCCCGCUGCGCGCUUCAGCCUGAGCCCUUGCCUACGCCGGCGCAGUCUCGCUGGUGUAGCCAUCUUCCCUUUUCCCCUUCAACAGCCACAUGCGUGCUCCCAGUCCCGGACUGUUUCACCGCCUGAACAUUGCCCUCAGACUGUCCCCUGCAGCCGCAUCAUUCCCACCCUCGUCAAAAGCGGCACCCCUUCAACUCGUGCUUCAGCUUUUUGCAUGGUCUGUCACGACCAUCGGCCGCCUCGUUCUCCACUUCCACAUACUCCUGAUCUCCCUCUAUGCGCUGCGCCAUGUCUGGAAUCGCGUGCUGGAGUACGUCACCCUGCAACUCGUCGGACAUUGGGAGCCUGCAUUUCCGCAGAACCGCACAUACUUCAUCGUGGCGCUCAUCACGGUCCCGAUAUGGUCUGCGGGCAUGGCGGGCGCAUUGGCAGUGUUAGCGGGGGUCCGAUACUUGUGGCGACGACUCGGGAGAGGCAGGACAAGACUGUAUGACCCGCUGGCAGAUUUCGAAUCCGAGGGAGGGUCUCCACGUCGACUACGUCCACCCCCAGCACGGAGGUCCAUUCCCUGGCUGUUUUUCCUCUGGUGCGGUUUCGUUGGAAUGGCUGCGUUUGGUGUCUACAUGCGCCGGACCUACGAGCUGCCGAUCGACCACCGCUUCAAAGCCGAUGUCGAGCUUGCCAAUCGGGAACUACGAAGAGAAGGAUACGGGACGGGAGAGAAGAUCUUUUUGGCUGCCAUGUUCUACAAUAACGCUGGGGUGCUCCCGUACUGGAUCACGGAGGUCACCAAGCUGAUCAACUACUUGGGCCCCGACAACGUCUUUGUGUCCAUUGUGGAGUCGAACAGCGGUGACGAAACGGCCACGCUUCUCGAGGCCUUUGACGGGACUCUCGCCUCGAUGGGUGUCUCGCGCUCGGUCCUCACACGCGACACGUCGAUACCGCGUCCCCAGUCGAUGGAAACGAAGACGCCUCGCAUCGAGUUUCUUGCAGCAGUGAGGAACUUGGUCAUGAAGCCGCUUGCAACACAUACCGAAUACACGCGAGUAGUGUUUAGCAACGAUGUUUUCAUCGAGGCAGAGAGCAUUGUGGAACUCAUUCAGACGAAAGAAGGGGAUUAUGAUAUGGCCUGUGGACUCGAUUUGGCGUAUUGGGGAUUGUACGACCAAUGGGUCAUCCGCGAUCGACUUGGAGGCCUGGCAUCAACGGUCUGGCCAUAUUUCCAGGAAAGACUGGGCUAUGAAGCUGUGAUGGCAGAUGAACCCGCGCCGGUAUUUAGCUGCUGGAACGGUAUCGUGUCCUUCAAGUCUGACCCGUUCCUCCCCCCUUCGAAACGACACGGCCAGCUCUCGACGUCCCCGUUAUCUAGACCACUAUUACCAACUCAUCCUUCUGCUGCGACGACCCCGGCGAACAUGACGCCGGCAGAAACGCCCGCUCUGAUCUUCCGUGCAUCCACCGAGACGGAAUGCUUCAGUUCGGAGAGCUUUCUCCUCCCCUACGACUACCGGCGGCGCUUCGGGCUGGAGAAGAUCUAUGCGAAUCCACGUGUGAUCAACUCGUACACCUGGGAGUUCUAUGUUUGGUUCAAGUACGUCUGUAGGCACUGGAUGGUCAAGUGGUGGAUCGAAAACGUCGAGUCGGGGGGCCAGAUGUUCCGUGCCAAGAUGAUUCUAGGAAAUCCCAGCAACUUAUAUACUUCGGACGGCUUUGAAUGUCAUCCGUGGCGGUAACAUACGACUCGUUUUGUAAUUGCAUGUCAAUGAUUUCGGAGAUCUAUGUGCUAUAAUGAUAGAUGUUUUGCUCUCCGCUUGAAGACGGAUCGUCCCUAUUCCAGUAAUACAUCCUGUAGACUUGCACAAGCGAAUGGAUGAAUUGCACGUGCAAUAUCUCCAAGAUCACGUGCAACAUCUCCGCUUCCCUCUCGCUGAUGUCAACCUGUCCAAUCAUGCAAAUAGAAAGCACAAGGCAUGACAGGGAGAAAAGGCGUAUUAAAAACAACAAACAGGAUAGAGAACUAGAUGUAAAGAAAACAGAGCACGUGGAUGUGAGAGGUUGAGAAGAUGAGUGCAAUGUGAUGCUUUUGGGUACGACCGCUCUCACUCGCCGUCCAUCGUGACAUCCAUCAUGGUAAGAUCGCCAUCGACGGCCUCAUUCUUAUCCUCUUGCUCCGCAGCGACCCCGUUCGUUUCCUCUGUGUGAACUUUCUCUUCUUCAGUGCCAUUCGCUGCGGCGCCAUCGGUAUCUGGCCCGGCUUUAUGCGCAUUGAGAAUCUGCUGCCACUUGUCAACCAGGGCCUUGGCCCUUUCACGGAACUUGAAGUCGGCGUCCCGGGGAGCCCGUUCGUCCUCAAGAAGAU